Messenger RNA from Dovyalis caffra, 318 nucleotides. NCBI's taxonomy places the organism in Eukaryota, Viridiplantae, Streptophyta, Magnoliopsida, Malpighiales, Salicaceae. The record is from the annotation of a GenBank genome assembly.
AUGAUUUACUCAACUGGCUGGAAUGGGAUGGAAAGCUUUUUGACCGUUAAGAGCGAGACAGCCUGGUGCUGGGAUCCACUAGUUGAAAUUGAAGGAAAAGUUGGCUCGUCUUUUUCAAACAUAGCGGCCCGCUGUAUGAAAUACGAAUUGAACUCAGCUUGGAAAACGCGCAUAAGCCGAAUGCAAGCGAUCAUUGACUGUCGAACAUUUCCAAACAUCCUGAACCAAAAGCAAGACCCAAAGAACGUAGAGAAAACACACUGGAACUAUGUCGCCCAGAAAUCUAAAACUUUUAGGCUUGCGCAGCCAAAUACAUAG